AUUGGUUUGAAUCGUUUGUUUUGUUUGUCGACCGAAAUCAUCACUUCUUCGCAAAUGUGUUAACCAUUUGAAGACAUUUACGGCCAAUGAAUACAUCGCUAAACUGAUCCCAACAUGUCUUACGACGAUAUUGUCGAGUCGUUUAGUGAGUCCUUCCUCUUAACCAAAGAGGCGAACGACACGAACAGAUGUCACCCGAAGUACAAUCACUUCAAAGACACCGCCAAAAGCAAAGAAUGUCUUCAAGAGAUCCGUCGCAAGGAAUUCAUCGACAAUCAGAAGAAAAAUCGGGAACAAAUAGUAAUGAGAUUGCGGUGUCUUUUGGAUGAAAUGCCUGUUGAAGACAAUGCUUGCGAACCAAUGGACACAAGAAAUGGCCGCAAAUUGGACUCAAAAUUGAAGAGAUUUUAUGUAAAUAAAUAUAAGAAUCAAUUAAUGCUUUCCGAAUGGUUGGUCCAAAUACCUGAAGAUCUGACCACAAACUGGUUUCUGGUGUUGUGUCCGAUCGGCAAACGGUGUCUCGUAUUGUCAUCGAAAGGUCAGACGAGGGCUUAUUCCCGGACCGGGUAUUUGAUGGCAACCUUUCCCACACAACUUCCCGGAGGAAACAGAAAGAUAGCUAAAGACUCGAAACACAACUGUAUUCUCGAUUGUAUUUACAGUGAGAGUGAAAGAGUGUAUUAUGUAUUGGAUGUGAUGUCUUGGAAUGGAUGCCAUUUUGGCGAAUGUGAUACAGAUUUCAGAUUCUUUUGGCUUAACUCUAAACUGGAGAGCGAAUGUCCGGAAGUGAUAGACAGAACGCCAUUGAAUCCAUACCCGUUCGUUGCACUCAAACACUACGGUUGCAGUGAAUCGGAGAUAGUGUCCACUCUUCGGGCACCCAAACAGUUCUCGAGUCCAGUCGAUGGCCUUCUCUUCUACCACAAGAGGUGUCAUUACACCUCCGGAGUGACCCCUUUAGUCAAUUGGCUUAAACCUCAUAUGCUUUCAGACGUUCUCAAUAUUCAUAUCAAUUAAAUAUAAAACAAGACAUUUAUUUACAGUACACUAUAAUUAUAGUGAACUUUGCAUUCAAUUAUUUAUGACAUUAACUAUAUUUGUGAU
Messenger RNA from Medioppia subpectinata, 1104 nucleotides. NCBI's taxonomy places the organism in Eukaryota, Metazoa, Arthropoda, Arachnida, Sarcoptiformes, Oppiidae. The record is from the annotation of a GenBank genome assembly.